AUGGCGCAAGUAUUGGACAUUGCAAUGAAAAUCCCGGAGCGGAUCCGCAGCAUGCGAGAGGGGCGUCUCUCGUCGCUGCGACCUCUGGGCGAGUUCUUUGACCACCAGCGCAUCUCGCGUCCGCAAGACACCAACGAAGCCUUCCAGCGUAUCACGUACAACACGCGCCACUUUUCGGGCAACUACGCCGUCGUCGUCGUACUGCUCGCGGUGUACGGCAUGAUCACCAACACGACGCUGGUGUUUGCCAUCAUCUUCCUCGUUGCCGGAUUCUAUGCCAUCAACCGCUUCGCGCCAGAACCCAUGCAGGUGGGCGAACAUGUGAUCACGCAGAAGAGCCUGUACACGGGUCUGUUUGUGAUUGGCAUCCCCCUGUUGUGGUUUGCGAGUCCGUUCGGGUUCAUGUUCUGGUUGGUGGGCAGCUCGGCAUUCUUGAUCCUGAGUCAUGCUGCUUUCAUCGAACCGCCCGUCUCGAGCGAGUACACGGGUGUCGAGACCGUGUGA
Sporisorium graminicola is the source of this 504-nucleotide messenger RNA. RefSeq lists its product as uncharacterized. NCBI's taxonomy places the organism in Eukaryota, Fungi, Basidiomycota, Ustilaginomycetes, Ustilaginales, Ustilaginaceae. The coding region runs from base 1 to 504 and encodes 167 amino acids. The record is from RefSeq and is a predicted model, not a curated record. The transcript is spliced from 2 exons. Gene Ontology annotation, cellular component: Golgi apparatus.